This is a messenger RNA of Marchantia polymorpha subsp. ruderalis, 1954 nucleotides long. The record is from the annotation of a GenBank genome assembly. Lineage: Eukaryota; Viridiplantae; Streptophyta; Marchantiopsida; Marchantiales; Marchantiaceae.
AGGACCGACAGUGAACAAACGGAGCACAUGAGCAGCUCGAAGCCAAUGCACCCGCUUGUAUCGAGACGUCAUAGAUUACAGUCAGUGAGAUCGAAUUCGUAUGGAAAUCGCCCUGAAUUUGGAGCUGACCCAAGAGGACUCUUCUCUGUUUCAUCAUGAGCUCAUUCUGAAGGAGAGGAGCUUUCCAUUCACUGAGCUCACGAUGGAGAGCAGUUCUAGACUAGAACUGUCGGCAGCGAGGGUACAGCCGGCACCGUGGAUUCUGUCGAUUCCUGACGAGAUUAAAAAGGGUGCCAUAAGAAAAGGCAAGCGAAUGAUCGGGAUCAGGGUGGUCGCGGAAAGGCAUGCAUUAGCCCGGUUCCCCUACGGAUUCUGAAUGCUGGCAGUGAGGAUUAUCGCGUGCAGAUCAUUAAUUUGGGAUUGUAUACGAGGAGCAGGGUGAAGAUGACUGCCAUGGACAGAGUGAGGUUUGAUGUCGUCAACAGCUUCAUGGAACUGUUUGAGUUGAGGUGGGAUGUACUUUGCGAGAAGGUGGUGGGCUCAGAAGAGAACGCACAUACGUUCCUAGACCUCUACGAUGAAACUUUGAGAGAUAGACACUUGGAUGCUUCGAGCGCCAUGUCUAGUCUUACUCUGGAUGCUGUAUUCCUUACGGUGUUACUCUGUAUCGAGAUAUAAUCCAAGCUGCCAGAACCCCAGGGAGGUCUGAAGCAGCUCCAAAAACUUCGACAGAUCUUCACCGAGGUGGGUGUUGCUUGCAAUCUUCACCAGAUCUUCUCUGACGUCUGGGUAGUUCCGAACCAGAUUCCUCUUAGGCUCAUAGGGAAGGUUUUGAAUUUGGUGAAGGAUUCUCCAUCGCCAGAAGCUCUCAUCAAAGCCACUGUCGACGAGGCCCUCCGUAGGUUCAAACUUCCCUGUGCACGUGCUGAUGUCCAUCCUCAAUUUCUCCAUUGCACGCACUUGCUGGAAUGUCUCUACAUUACCAUGUGCCCACCUGGCGAGUCGAACGUAAGUCCUCAGCACACUGAACGAUUGUCAAGUCCCAACGAGUGUUGGACAACGUGCGGUCAUAUUUGUGGAUGGUGCACGAAGCAUGCCACAAUUUCGUCCGGGACAGGGGAACAGCAAUCGCAACCUGGAUCUGUACAAAAGCAGUUUAGGACGGCAUCGGAGCUGCGAAAAGCAGGGAUCCGCGUGAAGGGCAUCGAUGCUGGCGUCACGGGCACAGCAUUCGAAAGGUCGACGUUUCAUUUCACGGCAGUUCUGUCGCCACCGAAGAUCCACGUGACAGUCGAUACGAGAAGGAUUCUGAGAAAUCUGUGCGCUUAUGAGCUCGCAAAGACGACACCCCUUGACAGCCAGAAGCUCAUCGGCUACCUCUCGGUGUUGAACAAUCUGAUCGACACUGCGGACGAUGUGAGGUUACUGAGACAGCUUCAGAGCUCUGUUCUCUCCGUCUCUCUGCCAGCAGACGAUGCCGACCAGCAAGUCGCUGAUCUGUUCAACAAUCUGCUGCAAAACUAUUCCAGUACUGAUAUCCAGUACACGGCCGACCUGCGGAAUCUCCAUUACGACGUGAGUUUUCUCUUCGAGAACGAGCUCCGAAACAUCUGCAUAAGAAAUUUCGGAAGAAUCCGGCACGAGGCCGAGCGCUUCCUCGGCAGGCUUAAAGACAGGCCGUGGCUUAUGAUUUCGCUAUUAGCCGCCACCAUCCUUCUGGCCAUGACCGGCAUUCAGACAGCGUACACCGUCCUCGGCUACUACAGGCCAUAGCAAUGAUGAACUCUCCGUCUCGAACCCAGUAACCUUUCAGAGCUGGCCUUCCGCAAAUGGACACGACAUGGUUGGUGUCGCAGUCUAUGUGCUAAAGUAAUUGUAAACAGAUGUAAAUGACGUUGUAAUAUGCAUCAUUCAAAGAGCAAGGAGUGCUCCUAUGUCUGCUCGAUUGAGCUAU